Molecule: messenger RNA, 2170 nt
Organism: Cladocopium goreaui
Lineage: Eukaryota; Dinophyceae; Suessiales; Symbiodiniaceae
Source: the annotation of a GenBank genome assembly
AUGGAUUCUUGGUUUAAAUUGAUCAUUGCAACCUGUGAGGCUGCCAGGGCAAAAGACGUCUUCGGUAAGCACGUCGACUCGGUACUGAACAAGUCAGCAAAAAUCAGAAACCUGAUUAGUGACCUUCAAAAGAAUUACCCUACGGAUGACACGGCGAUGAAGGCAGUUGCUGCUCUCAACAACGACCUCGCAACUCUGGACAAUGAGUUCAACAAGCUGUCAGAACAUGUGGCUUCAGGUGAACGAGAUGAUCACCACAAAGAGUGCACCAAGAUUGCCCAGAUGGAAGCCAAGAUUCGGACGGCGAAGAAGCACUUCAAGAAGCCUGAGGUCGCCUGGGAAGAUCUGCAAAGCGCUUUGCGGCCAAUGUCGGCGAAGGCCAGCAGCGUCAGCCAAAUACGUACGGCUGAAGCCGUUGCUUCGGACAUGGGUGAAGAGAGGGCAGUGGAGCUGACAGACAGCUCCACCAGGGACACGGAGAGCUUACGUGAAGAAGCAACCAAAAACUUGGAGGACUACAAAACAGCAGCGAAUGGUCGUUUGGAUGGCCAUGAUGAGGAAAACCUUCAGAUGCGCACUGCCCUGAUGGAGGUCGAAAAUCUUGCGACUCGACGAGUAGAUUGGGUCAUCAAGGAUGCAUCCAAGCGUUUGCGCCCAAACAGCGCCAGCAAAGCAAGUUUGCACACCAGCUGGUUUUCGCCCAAGUUCGACAUGGCAGGUGUGCAUGGCUUGCAGUUGGAGUUGCAACUCUUUAGGCCUUCAGAUUGGGGAGCUGAUGGCGAAUCAUCUGGAGAUGUUGCCAUCUACCUGUGGGCGUGCAAGGGGAUGAACUUGGUGUACAAACUCUACUGUGGAAGCAAAUCGCAGACCUGCGAGAAAGUCUUCAACGGGAAGGUGCCCUAUGGAACCACCCGUUUCUGCUGGUUGAAAGACCAGAUCAACCGAGAGGACGACACUCUGAGAAUAGGCUGCGAGGUCUUGGAAGCAGUCAGAGAGGUGGAGCACAUCUGCAAGCCCAUCCAGCCACCCUCCGAUGAGGAGCUCCAAGACGCUUCGCAGGCUGAGAAGGAGCAGGCCGACAAACUGGCAAAGAAACAGCUGCCUGGAUCUUUGCUGUUCCGACGGCAUGUCAACAACCGGCUCUUUGACCAAGUGAAGAACCAGGUGGACGCCAUGAGAUCCAGAAUGGUAAGGAGAGUUGAGUGGCGAGUGGAACAGGCAAGUCUUCUUCGGAAAUGCUUUCCACCUGGUGAGUCUAUUUGCAGUGCUUCCUUCAAUGCAGCUGGCAUUGAGGGCAUGCAGUUGAUUUUCUAUCCUUGCGGCUAUCACGGUGCGACUGACGGAUUUUGUUCGUUGUAUUUGUAUGCACCUGCCGGUGCCACGCUUCGGUGUAAUUUGUUUAUUGGCGACCAGAAGCGAGACGCCAAUCACAGCUUUGAGGUGGCAGGAGCAUUUGGUCGAACCAAUUUUUGCCGCUUUGAAGCCGGUUUGGAGCAGGCGACUGAUACAAUUGUGGUAGCUCUGGAAGUAGAUGAGGCGCACCAGGACAUGAUCGCCACUGUGGCACAUCCCAAAGCAGUGCCUGGAGACACUAGAUCCAUCGCGCAGAUGGAUGGCUCAGUGUCCGGACCCAUCGAAAGUACAGUCAAGUUGCAACAGGCCUCAGGAAAUCUGAAGAAAAGUCCAUUAGAGGAACGUCGUGUGUUGCCGUCUCUUUGGACUGCAAAGUCCAUGGCAGACAACAGCAAGAAAGAGGACAAAUUCCACUCCUUUGAUGAGCUCAAGACUCAGACCCGAGGACCAAGCCCAACACGUCGAGUUCGGGACGGCUCAACAUCACAGCUUAGUCCAAUGAACAUGAGCGACUUCAAGGCAUCACAGAGUGAUGACCUCACCGGUGAGCUUCAGCCUCCGCUUCCCAAGCUGAAAUCCAGCGUCUCGGAAAAGACGACCAUCUCGGACUUCCGUGGAGCUAGCGAGUGGAGUGUCAGCACUCGUGGCUCGCGUUCACGUCGCUCCCUACCCAAGAGCAACAGUCAAGUGGUUGUGUCACCGAUGUCAAGCCCAGAUAUUUAGGCAAGAGCGGCCGUUGUCUGAGUCGGGCUGGCAGUUGAUUUUUGGGAAGGGGAUGCGGCCUUGCCGAGCAAAAACCAAACUAGGAUUCCCGUUC